Messenger RNA from Ipomoea triloba (trilobed morning glory), 796 nucleotides. Its product is annotated as NADH dehydrogenase [ubiquinone] iron-sulfur protein 4, mitochondrial-like. Lineage: Eukaryota; Viridiplantae; Streptophyta; Magnoliopsida; Solanales; Convolvulaceae. The record is from RefSeq and is a predicted model, not a curated record. Gene Ontology annotation, biological process: electron transport chain. The transcript has 5 exons. Bases 54 to 533 code for a protein of 159 amino acids.
AAAAGAGAGAUUGAUUAAUUUCUGCUUAGCGACUGUUCUCGCGUCAGCGAAAAAUGGCGAGUAGCACUCUGCAACGAUUAGCUAGGCGUUCGCACCAGGCUUAUGGAUUCUCGGUGACGUCGCUAUCGAGAGCAUUCUCUGCUUCUUCCUCGGACGCGUUGGUGGAGAUCCAGCGCGGAGAGGUCGGUAUGGUUUCCGGUAUUCCCCAAGAGCAUCUCCGCAGGAAGGUUCUUAUUUACUCACCUGCUCGUACAGCUAGUCAGCAAGGAUCUGGAAAAGUUGGAAGAUGGAAAAUAAAUUUUUUGUCAACACAGAAAUGGGAAAAUCCACUGAUGGGCUGGACAUCCACAGGGGACCCAUAUGCGAAUGUUGGUGAUGCUGCACUUACUUUUGACAGUGAAGAAGCUGCAAAAUCAUUUGCUGAAAGACAUGGCUGGGAGUAUACGGUGAAGAAGCCUCACACACCAUUGUUAAAGAUCAAAUCCUAUGCUGACAAUUUCAAGUGGAAGGGCCCUCCUAAAACAGAAGGAUGAACUAUUUCUAUUCUUCCUCUCUUGAGGUUCUAACCCUUUGGGUCCAUAAACUACUACAGACAUUGGAUACUGUUUGUUUACCUUUUGAAGUCUCAAUGCAUUAUCCUCAGGACUCAACCCAAGAUUCUGUUAAUAAAUCGAACGAGUCUUUUGAAUAUAUUCCUUUGGGAUUUAUGUAUCAAUCCGCAGAAGAUUUUGCUAUUGGUUGAACACAUCAACAUAAUGUUUUAAAGGGGAGUUUGUCAACUCUUUUUGUGCCCUUU